GAAAUUGAGGAUCGAAAAUUGUCAAAAGCAAAAUUUUGUUUUUCGUGACGUCACACUUGGGUACUCUAUUAGAAAGAUAUAACUAGCUAAAAACUAGUGUGAGCUGCGUCGGUGUUUCUAUUAGAAGUCAUUCAGUUGCAACAUGACGUACAGUGUCCGUGCAAUACGUCAGUAACCUGAAGUUAAUCUCGUCAUUUCCUAAUGACUGAAGUCAUCACCAAGUAAGGCUCAUCAAAAAUAUUUGCUUGUCGACUCAAUGUUAGACAUGGCGUUCCUUCUUUGUAUUCUCUUGUUGACUGUAUUUGCUUCUAUUCACUGCGAAGAAAGGACUUUUAACAUCACACGAACUCUAGCUUUCUAUAAAGGUGAUAAAUUUAUAAUUCCGUCAUCGAUGUGUGACCGAACGUCUUCUCAGUCAGAUUGUCAAAGAUUUCACAUGAGAGCAUUUAUUAUUGCAAGGAAAUGUGAAUGUUAUUGUCCUUACGAUGCGAGUACUUUUGGUUUUGACGCUGGAUCCUGGAAUUGCCAGAAAAACACUGAAUUCAGAACGCACGCAGGGUGCACGUACAAGUUCCGAUCCGAGCAUGAUAGUUUUCCCAUUCAAGUGUGGAAAACACUACGGCAGCAACCACAAUUUAUAGUGAGUCUACCCUCGUAUUCCUGUAAGAUUGACAUCGCAUCAUCAAGAUACUUGAAUUGUGAUAGUUCUUGGUCCACAUUGGGUUUAAACGAGAACUCUGAUGUUUUUCAACUACUACGACUUCCACGAAACGACAAUGAACCUCACUGGGAUUACGAGCUUAAGAUCACGAAAAAUGCUGUGUUGCCAGGACGAGUUGUAAAAUUACAGCUUAAUUGUAAUUCUGCGUCGAAAUCAUCUUGCGUUCUUUUCAAGAUYGCUGGAAAAAUAUCAUGUCCUGUGGAUCCAACCAAAAAGCCAAAUGUGUCUGGUGGUCAAAGUGGAGCAUCAUCAGGGACUGUAGCAGCUAUUGUCAUCAUCAUCAUCCUUGUGAUCAUAGUGGCUGUCAUCGUUGCUUUCAUAAUUAGGAAAAGAAAAAGAGGUGAAAAUGUGUGGCUGAUGGAUCGAAUAUCAAGUAUUGCUACAAAAGUUCGGGACCGAUCGUCAUCAAAAGCUAAGGAAGAAGUACAGCAGCAGGAACAAAUCUAUGCAGAAAUAACGGACCAACCAGUACAGCCACCAACAGACAGUCAAAGUAGUGUACCUGAAGAAGCAUCAACACAAACGAGGACACCGUUAACGAGGACAGUCAUUCUGCUUUCUGGAAGAAGUAUGUUACCAGAAGAAUCAACAGACGAUGACGGGUACGCAGAGCCUCCUGAUUCACCUGUAUAUAACGAACUCGAAGAUACUAAUGAACAAAGCACUGAUAAUGAUGGUGGGACAGAGAAACUUGACAGCUAUAGUCAGCAAGAAGGCUCAAGGGGAGUUGCGGGURGCGAUGUUACCAGCUCUGUAUCAGUACCUGGAAGUUCAAAUGUAGUGGAUAAAAGAUACGCCGCCAAUCAGAGACGAAAACCACCCAGCCCACCACAGAAGGGAAAUGACACGAAGGAAAGGGGACUUAAUGUAAAUGAUGGCACUGAUGUGAAGGAAGAUGGUGAAGAAGGAAAUAAUAAGAACCAUGACUAUGAACCUCUAAGGGAUGACAAUAGGGAUGUGUAUCAACCGCUAGACAGGAAUACCAUGAAUAAUAGAUGAGAUACUCAUAGAGAAGAACUAGCUCAAAGGCUUUGCUUUAUCUAAGAUAUAAUAUCAAGUAGAGUGCUAACAGUUAAUCCGUGAAACACUAAUUACUAAAUAGUACAAAAUAGUGCUAAUUAAACAAUAGAAAACAAUGGAAUUUGCAUGAAAUUGUGCUAUUAGUAUUACUAAAGUUUCACAGUUAUGUUGUUUGCACUCUAAUAAAACAUUGUAGUGAACACUAUAAGGUAGACUAAUUUCCGGUUAGUCUCCUUGCUUCAUAGCUAUUCCGCUAUGGUCACAAUGACGUGGCAUCUAUAUUGGUGUACACAACAAGAGAAGUUAGCUGAAAAUAAACUGUUAACUAUACGCCAAAA
This is a messenger RNA of Actinia tenebrosa (Australian red waratah sea anemone), 2079 nucleotides long. RefSeq lists its product as uncharacterized. NCBI's taxonomy places the organism in Eukaryota, Metazoa, Cnidaria, Anthozoa, Actiniaria, Actiniidae. The record is from RefSeq and is a predicted model, not a curated record.